Molecule: messenger RNA, 3815 nt
Organism: Prunus persica (peach)
Lineage: Eukaryota; Viridiplantae; Streptophyta; Magnoliopsida; Rosales; Rosaceae
Product: cyclic nucleotide-gated ion channel 1-like
Exons: 7
Coding region: 171-3134 (987 amino acids)
Biological process (GO): protein phosphorylation; monoatomic ion transport; transmembrane transport
Cellular component (GO): membrane
Molecular function (GO): protein kinase activity; ATP binding; monoatomic ion channel activity
Source: RefSeq, a predicted model, not a curated record
UCCUCGCAGAUCAUCCUUAUUUGUAGAAAAUUUUCUUCUCUUGUAAUCACUCUCUCUUCAUCUGAUGAAGUUUUCUGUAUGCCCUUGAAGUUAGGUCAUUUGCAAUUCCUUUAUUUUCGAUUUUGAGGACUUGUUCAGAAAAUUGAGGGAUCUAUGGUGCCGUGAAGACGAUGAGACCAUUUUCUUCAGAUCUUGAGGGGCAGGCACGACGUUCCAAAGUCACAGAAUUUUCAACAAAGAAAUGGGAAAGAACACAUCUUUCAGCUUCAUUCUGGAACAAGAUGAUUGUAAUCUCAUGUGCUAUUGCAAUUUCCCUAGAUCCCUUGUUCUUAUACAUUCCAUUCAUCGAUGGGGAAAAGAAAUGCCUUGGAAUGGACAAAAAGUUGAGGAAUGUGGCUCUAAUUUUGCGAUCUGUAACGGAUAUCACUUUCUUGGUGGAUAUUGGAUAUACAAUCUAUGAAGGUAUGAAGAAAGCCUACACGGAUAUCAACGAAGGAGAUGAGAUAAUUCCAUUUGCUAAGAAUUUAGCUCGGGAGUUGGAGUGGUGUUCUUUGGUGACUGACCUUCUGUCUGUUUUUCCCAUGCCACAACUUCUUGUAGUAAAGGUUUUUUCCAAAACGAGAGGGUGGGGAUACUUGGAACGGAGAAAAGUUCUCAACUCUUUUCUUCUCAGCCAGUAUUUUGCGAGGAUUGGUCGAAUUAUCUUAUCAUCUAAGCAACUUACAUGGACUACUGGAAUACGGAUGAAAGCCGUAUUUAAUUUGUUUCUUUACAUUCUUGCUAGCCAUGUUCUUGGAGCCUUAUGGUACUUCUUUUCCAUUCAACGAGAGAUCUCAUGUUGGUAUUGGGCUUGCAAAAAACAUCCAUAUCAUGAAGGAUGCAUGAGCACCUUUUAUUGUGAUGAUCACAUUACUUCUACAACAGUUAUCGCAUUUUUAAAUGAAUCUUGCGGUACAGAUGUUCCAGAUAAUACUAAGCCGCUGUUCGAUUAUGGAAUAUUUCUUGAUUCUCUUGAGAUUGGUAACACGAGGCAUAUACAUUUUCCAACCAAGUUAUGCUACUGUUUCUGGUGGGGCCUAAGAAAUCUCAGCAAUUUUGGCACAAAUCUCGCAACAAGUAAUUAUGCGUGGGAAAACUUUUUUGCAAUUCUAACUUCCAUCACUGGCUUGCUACUGUUUGUAUAUCUCAUUGGAAAUGUUCAGAUAUUUAUCCAAAUGGAAACUACAAAAUCAGAGAAACUAAAGCGGAAGAAUUUCUUCGAUCAAAUAAGGCAGAAGAUAGAAUUAAAAGGGCCAGCUAUAGAAGCCUGGAUGGCGAAAAAUGGCAUUCCUGAUGAUAUGAAGAAGGAGAUCAUGGAAAAUAUAAAUAAAAAAUUGAAAGAGGACAAAGAUGCUGAUCUAGAGAAUCUAUUCAAUGUUCUUCCUUGGUAUACGAAAAAAUCUCUAAAGCGUUUUCUUUGCUUGAAUAUUCUGUCACAAGUACAACUCCUUAAAGAAAUGGAUGACCAAGUGCUGAAAAUGAUGUGUGACUAUCUGACGCCAGUGACGUACCCAGAAAAUAAAAUCAUUUUUCGAAAGGGGGACCCAAUGGAUCGCAUGCUUCUCAUUAUAGAAGGUACAUUAUUGAGGUGCAGCACAAAUCCUGAUCCUAGCCUUACUCAUGGUGGCGAAACAAAAAAAGAUUCUGGAUCAAUGGCCACUAAGGAAGUUGUUGAGAAACGUGAGGUUUAUGGAGAAGAGCUUCUGACGUGGGCAUCGGCAUCGCCCAGCGGAUCGGGUCAGUUUAAUCUUCCUACCUGCCCUGAAAAUGUGAGGUGUCAUACAAAUGUAGAAGGCUUUGCUCUCUCAGCCAUGGACUUGACAAGUGUAGCCUCCAAAUGCAAACGCCGGUGGAGAUUACGAAAAUACUUUAAAGAGAAUGGUGGCGAACAUUUGAAGGAGGCCACAAACAAUUAUGCUGUAAGAAACGAAAUUGGUAGCGGAAGGUAUGGAAUUGUUUACAGAGGGACAAGUGUAGCCUCCAAAAGCAAAUGCCGGUGGAGGAGAUUACGAAAAUACUUUAAAGAGAAUGGGGACAAAGCCAAACAAAAAUACUCGGAAGCCAAUGGUUUUCUAGUUUUACAGGAAACAAUGGGUCGUUUGGGGAAAACAGCCAGAAUCUUUACUGAAAAUGAAGUUAAGGAGGCCACAGAGAAUUAUGAUGGAAGUAAAAAAGUUGGUGAGGGAAGGUAUGGAAUUGUUUACAAAGGAAUACUAAAAGUUGGUGAAAGUAAACAAAGGCUUGCCAUAAAGAAGUCAAAAGUUAAGGUCCAAAUUGACCAAAAUGAAAUUACCUCCCCAGUUGAUGACCUAAAACAAAUUACCCAGCAGCGAUUUAUUAAAGAGAUGAUUGCUCUUUAUCAAAUCAGCCAUAAAAAUAUUGUGAGAUUCGUAGGUUGUUGCCUAGAUACCGCAAAACCAAUAUUAGUUUAUGAGCUCAUGAGGAGAGGCACUCUUUAUGAGCAUAUUCAUGAAAAAGAAGGCAAAAAUCCAUCACCACUUCCAUUGGCACGGCGGUUGAAGAUAGCAGCCGAGACGGCAGAAGCCUUAGCAUUCUUGCACCACGACACUGGCAUGCAAAUAAUACACUGUGAUGUGAAAACGGCUAAUAUACUAUUAGAUGAGAAUUGGACGGCAAAACUGUCCGGCUUUGGAGCUUCAAGAUUGGGUCCUGAAGACCUUGAUUCAAAGUCAAUCACCCUUACAGAAAAGAGCGACGUCCAUAGCUUUGGAGUUGUGCUAGCGGAGCUGUUAACAGGCUUAGAGCCACAGAGAAACCUAGCGAAAGUCUUUGUUGGCUUGGUGGAAGGGGGUACGUUGGAUAAAAGUCUUGAUGAAGAAAUAGUGGAGGGACAUUUUGAUAUAGUCAGAAAAGCUGCUGAUCUGGCAAAAAGAUGCUUGAAGCCAAAAGCGGAGGAAAGGCCUUCCAUGAAAGAUGUAGCCGCAGAGCUAAACGGAUUAGUGCGAACGAUGGAACAGCAUCCAAGUGGAGGAGGAGAGGCUGAUAUCUCUCCAUCUCCCAAAGAUACGGGCAACUUGGGUGGGUCAUCUGCUUCAAGUGCUUCCGUUGGGGAUAUUAUAACCAGUGCACUGUGAGAGAGCAGCAUGCAAAUAACGCCUCUUGGUCUUGGAUUGCGAUAAUUAGUUGACUUGUUUGUUAUUAUUCUGUUCAAAGUUAAUUUCCUAUAUUUAAGGAUAUUGUUAUCAAUUCAAGAUUUUCUGGUUGAAAAGCAUGAAAUCAUUUUUUAUAUGUGCUUUACCCUUUUACCAACCCUGCAUCGACAAUCUCUUUUUCCUUUCCUUUUUAUUUUUGUCUAUUUUUUAUAUUUUAUUACAUUAUUUUCUUGUUCCUUUUACUUUCUUGUGCUGUGUGACACAAGUGAAUUCUAUCUCCAGCUAGGAUCAAUUGUCAACAAUGCCGUUCUUGUCAGAGCAAUACUUGGUCUAGUGUUUUCUGAGUGGUUAGUAACAAUGGUGAUUUUUCAUAUAAAGAUGGUCUUUGACUCAUGCUGCCCUUGCGGGUAGGUAGUAUAUGAUUUGUAGAGCCACUUUCAGUGGCCAUGUUGACAAACUGCUGUGUAACUAGGUUGCUUCUUGGAGAGGUCAAUGCUCUGCAUUUCAGAGCUGAUAAACCUUGUUUGAGUCGGAAAUCAGUUCUGUUAUGUCCAGGUUUUCCCCCAAGAGAAGAUCCAUGUGGUGGUUUGAUUUUUCUUUUGGUUACAAGGGGAAUUGAGUCUACAAUCUGCCCUCACCCAUGCCAAUUGAGUUAAGGCUCAU